AUGCAUCGAGCUUAUCAAACCAUCAUUCCAACCAGCAACAAGUACCUACAACAGAAAUGGGACAAGAAUGAUUAUCAAAGGCACAGGACAAAGGUGCAAAAGGCGACCACAGUGGUGGAUACAAGGGGACCUCAGACUCCUGCUCAUCUUCAAGUCAAGCUAAAAAAACUGCAGCUAGAGAAAGAACGUUUGGCUAUUAUCAGAAGAGACAACCAGAUUCUUUCUUGUAAACUGUCUGAAAUUAUGAGUUCCGAUGGGACUGUAGACAAUUGGAAUAACUACACAAAUAAAAGUCUAAAUGCGGAGAAGCAUCAGAGGGAGCUCAAACAGAUACAGCAGGAGAACCAAGCCAUGCUACGCCGCAUCACACAUUGCCAGUCGGAAUAUAGAUGCUGCAGACUGGAUGAGGAGUGGGAGAAAGUGCAGAGACUGCAAAAUCACAUUGCACGCUAUCCACGUGGCCUAAAAACUGAGCAGAAGUAUCAAAAGAAGAUUCAUGAUGGAGGAUUUGGAGACUCAAUGAGCAACAACUUUAUGAUGAAGUCCACUGAGGAGGAAUAG
Hemiscyllium ocellatum (epaulette shark) is the source of this 561-nucleotide messenger RNA. RefSeq lists its product as uncharacterized. The record is from RefSeq and is a predicted model, not a curated record. The transcript is spliced from 5 exons. NCBI's taxonomy places the organism in Eukaryota, Metazoa, Chordata, Chondrichthyes, Orectolobiformes, Hemiscylliidae. Bases 1 to 561 code for a protein of 186 amino acids.